GAACUAUAUGAAUUCUCCUGUUAUAAAUCAAUAUCUCAAAUCAACCACAGUAAACUGCCAGUUGAGGAUGAGUGAAAUGCGGACAAUGUGAUCGGUUCGACUCAGUAAAGAGCUUGUGCUACCGUUGUCAUUAGGCUCGUGUGUAGGGGUAAUGAAAAAGUAUAUAUUGAAUUCUUUGACCCUCAAGUUACAACUAGCAACCAAAAUGCUCUUUGGUAAUAAGCGCGCAGUGAUAAAAUUUUCAGCGGAGAAGGGGAGUUGAUAUUAUGCGCGUUGUGAAACGCCGUUCCCACAUAGAACUGCUAGUUUCAAGCAGGACACGAUACGAGGAGGAAGGUCCAAGAACGACGGGAUAGCGGACACCGGCACAAAAUGGAUCCAGCUCUUUUACAACAUUUUUUUAGACCGGAGUCCAGCGAAGUUAGGACAUCUAAUCCUUUUCCCAGGAGACCGUGGCUCCAAGAUCGUGGAGCUGCUGCUGCUGCACCUGCUGCCGGCAAUAUUGGUCUUAAGGGAAUUGUAGCUGGUGGCAUAACUGGUGGUAUUGAGAUCUGCAUAACAUAUCCUACGGAGUAUGUUAAAACUCAACUGCAGCUUGAUGGUAAAGCUGGAGCAGGUAGAGAGUAUUCAGGAAUAUGGGACUGUAUUAAAAAAACAGUGAAAACUCGAGGCUUCUUUGGAUUAUAUCGAGGUCUCUCUGUACUUCUUUACGGCUCAAUUCCAAAAUCUGCUGUCCGAUUUGGAGCCUUUGAAUCUAUCAAAAAUCAGCUGGUUGAUUCUGAAGGAAAACUCAAUGCCCAAACAAAGUUGUUAGCUGGUCUCUGUGCAGGUGUUUGUGAAGCUGUAUUGGUAGUAACACCGAUGGAGACUGUUAAAGUGAAGUUUAUCAAUGAUCAGCGUUCAGCAAAGCCUAGGUUUAGAGGAUUUCUCCAUGGUGUUGGAUUAAUUGUUAAAGAGAGUGGCGCAAGAGGAGUCUAUCAAGGUUUAUUACCUACGGUCCUCAAACAGGGUUCGAAUCAAGCAAUUCGAUUCUUCGUAAUGGAAACUCUAAAAGACUGGUAUAAGGGUGAUGACAAUAAUAAACACGUUCCUAAGCUAGUUGUGGGUACUUUUGGAGCAGUGGCAGGUGCCGCAUCUGUGUUCGGCAAUACACCCAUCGAUGUGGUUAAAACGAGAAUGCAGGGGCUAGAAGCUGCAAAGUACAAAAAUAGUUUAGACUGUGCCAUUCAAGUAUGGAAGAAGGAAGGACCAUUCGCGUUCUACAAAGGAACCGUACCACGAUUGAGCAGAGUAUGUCUGGAUGUAGCUAUAACAUUUAUGGUGUAUGAUUCCUUUAUGGAACUCUUCAAAAAGAUCUGGCCUUAAUGAUUUUGCAUUGAACAAUACUAUUUAAAGGCCAAUGCCAUACGGUAACUUUCUGCCAAAACAAAUAAGUUAAUGAAAAAGUUAAAGGAAGUUGCAAUGUAUGCGUAGAAUGAUUUUCAUAACACUUUAGUAUUUGCGUGAGCACAAAGUGCGAAUAAUUAAUAUCAACGAUCGGACUAUGAACAAUGAUGAAUCGACAAUGAAAAUGUGGAUUAUUCAAAACUGUCGCUUUCGUACAAAACAAUAUUUCUAUAAAAGGAGCCCUAAUAGUAAUAUUUCGCAUAAUUUUUGAAGUUUAAAUGCCCUAAAAUGAUUAGACAUGACAGGACAUUAUUAUUUUUUGUAUUAUAUCAAUUGACUGAGCAUCCAAUUGUAAAUUUCAUCUAAAAAUAACGUCUAUAUCUCUUAUAAUAUUUGAUACAGAACUUUUUACGUUUUAUGCUCAUAACUAGUUGCUACUCGAGAUAAACAAUAAUAGUGUUAUAAACAUAAUAGUUACAUAUUAUGUCACUAAUAAAAGAGACCUGUCUGUGAGCUUGACGUCAUAUCAUAGGUGCACAGGUUAAACGACAGAGUGCUUACUGAAAAUACGAGAAGAAAAAAAGGGGGUUCUUAAUUUUAUGUAAAAAAUUCAGUUGGUACAAAGUUCAAGACUUGUUAUGUUGUAUUGCGUGAGGUGAAUAUAUUUUUAGGUAUAUAUGAAAAAGAGGAAGAAGUGCCACUUACAUUGAAUACCUCAAAUUUUAGAUUUUUACGUAAAUGGCAAUACCAGUGAUCAUUAAAAUGAUACACAUUCCAAUAAUCAUUCCAGCUCGAAUCAAAACAGGCUAUUGAUUUUUAGACAAUAAAAUGACACGUGUCUACACAUUGUGAUGCAUGGUAAAAAUUGAUCGUAGAGUAUUACGAUUGUACGUAUAAAUGUACCAUGAAGUCUUUGUCAUAUUUACAUAGUUUCCGAUUGGACGAAAAAUUCCAGAUAAAAGAUCCUUGGUACUUGUUUGCGUUUGCUUGAAGUGAAUGCUCGAAAGAUUUUUAUUGUAAUUAACAUUUUGUUAUUAGUGUAACUAUAAAUUAUGAAUUAUUAUUUAUCAUACAGAUAAUAUAUUGCGCCAUAUCUAUAUCAA
Molecule: messenger RNA, 2489 nt
Organism: Cephus cinctus (wheat stem sawfly)
Lineage: Eukaryota; Metazoa; Arthropoda; Insecta; Hymenoptera; Cephidae
Gene: sea
Product: tricarboxylate transport protein, mitochondrial
Exons: 4
Coding region: 373-1365 (330 amino acids)
Biological process (GO): mitochondrial citrate transmembrane transport
Source: RefSeq, a predicted model, not a curated record